AUCUCUCUCGUAUCAUCAAACGCUACUACCCACGAGCACAGACUUGCAGUGCAGCUAUCAUCAAUAUGGGAUCUAUACCGCAAGAGAUUGUUUACGACUUCAUCGUAUGCGGCGGGGGUACCUCCGGCUGCGUCGUUGCAAGCCGGCUUGCUGAGGUUCCCGGCGUUAAUGUUCUAGUCAUUGAGGCCGGUGAACACAAUGAGAAUCUUGAAAACGUUCACAUGACAGGAGGGUGGUCGCAACUAUUCGACAAGGAAACCGACUGGAACGUCAUCAGCGAGAAGAAGCCAUCGGUCAAUAAUCGACAGGUCAAACUGAGCCGUGGAAAGUUCCUUGGCGGCUGCUCUGGCUGCAACGGUACCCUGUGCAUUCGCGGUGCUAAGCAAGACUACGACGACUGGGGAGUUGAGGGCUGGACGGGUGAUGAAGUUUUCAAAUACAUUCGAAAGGCAGAGAACUUUCACGGAAAAUCUUGGUUCAAAGCCUCCAACGACCAUGGUACCAACGGCCACCUCAACAUCGAACCACACGACCUCGCUCCUAUUUCGAACCUCAUCAUGGACUCGAUGAUAUCAAAAGGACUGCCGCUGGACCAUGACAUGUUCUCCCACGGAAACAAUCCUCAUGGAUGUGGACAUGCGCCCAGAACAGUCCACAAGGGCUUGAGGACCACUGCCGCAGACUUCGUCACAAAGGAAAACAAGAGGGACAAUCUUCACCUUCUCGUUGAGACCCAUGUCGAAAAGAUUCUCAUUGAGAAGGUGGACGGUGAGCUAAGAGCAACAGGUGUUAAGGUCGUCAAGGCCGACGGCUCCGUUGCCGAGAUCAAGGCCCGCAAGGAAGUCAUUGUCAGUGGUGGCGCGUACUGCAGCCCCAACAUCCUCAACCGGUCUGGUAUUGGGGCCCAGGCCGAGCUCGACAGUUUUGGCAUUCCGGUACUGGUCGACUUGCCCGGUGUCGGCAAGAACCUCAUGGACCAUCUUAUUGUCUUCAUGUUCUACGAAACCGAAAAGGCUGGCCUGACCAAUGACCACCAUGUCUACCACGGCGACAAUUUCGCAAAAACAUACGCCCUCUGGAAGGACCAACAAGCAGGCUUCCUGUCCACAUUCCCCUUUGGAGCAUUUGCCUACGCCCGUCUGGACGAGCGCCUCGCCGACUCAGACCUCUGGAAGAAUGCCUCCAGGCAACCUGGCCGCGACCCAAUGGGCCUCACACCCAAGCAGCCAAACAUUGAGUUCUUCACCACUGAGUGCUACGGCGGUCCGAAGCAGUACGAUCAGUUCCCGACCGACGGCAAGUACGCCUUCAGCAUGAUUGCGGAGCUCUUCGGACCCCGUUCUCGCGGUACGGUUGGGCUUCGCGACACCGAUGCCAAGUCUGUCCCCGUCGUGGACACGAAUUACCUCUCUGAUCCCUUGGAUGUAGAGGUUCUGGCUGAGGCGUGCCGCUUCGGUAAUGAGAUCAUCAUGGAAGGUACAGGAACCAAGGACAUUGUCAAAGGGUCUUGGCCUAGCGAUUUGACGCACCACAAACACACCACUCGCGAGGACUGGAUACCCUAUGUCCGGGACAAUGCAACGACCUGUUACCAUGCUGCGGGAACCUGUGCCAUGGGUAACUCGUCUGAUCCCAAGGCGGUUGUCGAUCCAACACUCACAGUCAAGGGCGUCAAGGGCCUUCGAGUUGCUGACUGCAGCAUUAUGCCCAUCCUCCACGGCGGUCAUACCCAGAUGCCUGCUUAUGGAAUUGGAGAAAAGGCGGCUGACCUUAUCAAGGCGGCAUGGAAGCUUUGAGUUAUCACUAUCCUAGGCAUAAGAAAGUAGCAAGCAACGUGUAGAGUUCCUGUAAUUGAAGAAUGUAUCAAAGAGCGUCAUUCGUACCCGC
This is a messenger RNA of Colletotrichum godetiae, 1887 nucleotides long. RefSeq names its product GMC oxidoreductase. The coding region runs from base 66 to 1796 and encodes 576 amino acids. NCBI's taxonomy places the organism in Eukaryota, Fungi, Ascomycota, Sordariomycetes, Glomerellales, Glomerellaceae. The record is from RefSeq and is a predicted model, not a curated record. The transcript has 6 exons. Gene Ontology annotation, molecular function: oxidoreductase activity, acting on CH-OH group of donors; flavin adenine dinucleotide binding.